This is a messenger RNA of Dreissena polymorpha, 660 nucleotides long. RefSeq names its product dynein light chain Tctex-type protein 2B-like. Gene Ontology annotation, biological process: microtubule-based movement. The record is from RefSeq and is a predicted model, not a curated record. The transcript has a single exon. Gene Ontology annotation, molecular function: dynein intermediate chain binding. NCBI's taxonomy places the organism in Eukaryota, Metazoa, Mollusca, Bivalvia, Myida, Dreissenidae. Bases 1 to 660 code for a protein of 219 amino acids. Gene Ontology annotation, cellular component: cytoplasmic dynein complex; cytoplasm.
AUGGCGUCGACCAUCAAGACUGAGCGCUCCGUAUCAUUAACGCAGGAGAAUGUGGGCGUCAAUUUAAAGGACGCCGCAGACGUUUCCGCCGCCGUCUCGAAUGUUCUGAAGUUUCGGCGGAUGACCAUCGGGGGCAAUCUGGCCCCUUCCAUCUCCAACCAGGAGACACCAACUGAGUCCCCAGGCGCCAGAAGAAAAAGUUCGAUCUCUUUCAAGGGCCUCUCUCAGAGCUUUACGAGCAUGAUUAAGUUCAGGAAAAUGUCCGUAUUGCAAGCGGCCGCCCCGGAAAAGCCUAAAAUUAAAUGCGAGAACACGUACAAGCUCGGACCGGAUGCGGGUAAUACUUUUAAGACGACGGCGGUGGAAAAGAAGACGUACGAAGUGCUGGUAAACGAAUUGAAGACCACGAGAUAUGACGCCAAUACGGCCGGUCGCAUCGCCUGUCGUCUCUCGAACAUCGUGAAGAACGAGAUCAAGAGCCUUAACAUGCCGCGUCACCGGCUGAUCUGCCAGGUGGUGAUCACGGAAGUUCGGGGACAGGAUAUGGAGGCUGCUAGCCGCUGCCUCUGGGACGACAAGAGCGAUAACUACGCAUGCGUCUCUUACAAGAACGACACCUUGCUGGCGAUUGCGAUGGUCUACGGAGUGUACAUGGACUAA